AUGUCUAUGAGAGGCACCAAGCGGGCUACUGGUGUGCGUGGUGAAGAACCAGGCACAUCUAAGCGCCGCAGAACGGAGCCUGAGGACACUCCCUGGCAGCUAAGACCAGACGUCAAAAUGUCAUCAAUAUAUAAUAGAAGUGCCUCAGAGGCACCAGCUGAACUAUUCAGGAAAGAUCUCAUCAGCGCUAUGAAGCUACCAGACUCAGAGCCUUUGACGCCUACCGAGUACUGGAUAAUAACGGACACGUGGAAACAGGACUGGGAACGCGGGGUCCAGGUGCCCGUUAAUCCGGACUCACUGCCCGCUCCCAAAGUCACGAUAAUAGAAAACCCACGCCCGCCUGAUUUUCAAGAAUUCAAAUUACCUAAAGAUAAGUACAUCCGGUUGACUCGGGACGCGCACUUCCAAGCCGAUAAGCACCAUUUGAGCUCAACACCAGCGCGGGCAGAGGCGGCAUGUGCCUACGAUCUGGACGCGACUGAUACCCAAUGGCUAAAGCUGCUCAACGCAGAGCGAGCGCGGGCCGGUGCUCUACCCAUCAACGAAGACCAGCUUGAGAAGGUCAUCGAGGAGUUAGAGAUUCGAACAUGGGACAAAAUACAAGCAAUAAUGAAAUCAGAAGAAGGCCUAGGCAUCGAAUAUGACGAAAACGUCAUUUGCGAUGUUUGCCGGUCACCAGAUUCCGAAGAUGGCAACGAAAUGGUUUUCUGUGAUUCUUGCAAUAUUUGCGUACACCAAGCUUGCUACGGUAUUACUGUAAUUCCAGAUGGUCAGUGGCUCUGUAGACCUUGCGGCGAUGGUGUUCGGCCUACCUGUGUUCUAUGUCCCAACCUUGGUGGUGCUAUGAAAUGCACUCCCUCUGGCCAUAAAUGGGCCCAUGUUAGUUGUGUGCUUUGGAUUCCCGAAGUGUCUAUAGGUUGUGCUGAAAAAAUGGAACCUAUAACUAAAAUAUCAUCUAUACCAGCAUCUCGCUGGUCUUUAGUGUGUGUUUUGUGUCGUGAACGUAAGGGAGCGUGUAUACAGUGCUCCGUAAAGACUUGUAAGACUGCUUAUCACGUAACAUGUGCAUUUAAACAUGGACUAGAAAUGCGUGCAAUAAUUGAAGACGAAAAUGCUGAUGAUGGCGUAAAAUUACGUUCAUAUUGUCAAAAACAUAGUGUCAAUUCUAAAAAAGAAAAGUGUUCUGGCUCCGGUUCUGAGGAAGAGGAGGUAAAAAGAAAACGUCGUAAAGAUAUGACUUCUGAAGAGAAAACACAGGCGCGUGCUGCUCGCUUAUUAGAAAUUGAAAGAGAAUUUGAUCGACACGUCAAUGUCAAAGAUAUAAGUACUCAUCUCCUUGACGUUGAUCAGGAUGCUAUACAGUACAUAUACAAUUACUGGAAACUGAAAAGGCGAGCAGGAAAUAAUCGUCCUUUGCUGCCACCUAAAUCAGACGAUAGCGAACUCCUAACACAUAGACAAGAACAAGCUGAUUUGGAUAAGAUGAAGAUGUUUGUUCAACUUAGACAAGACCUUGAAAGAGUGCGGAAUUUGUGCUAUAUGGUAAGCAGGAGGGAAAAGCUUUCACGUUCUUUCUUCAGGAUGAGAGAACAAACUUUUCACAAACAGGUUGCUGUAUUAUCAGCAGACUCAACAAUAUCAGGCCCAGACCUUGCUGCUAUUAUAGAGGCCAACCAUGGUCCUUCCAUAUAUGAUAGGUUAUAUUCUCAUCCAGAUGCACCCGAUCACAAAAAUGAUUUUGAUGAACUACUUGCACGUAUUGCUCCUUCAGAAUCUGGAGACGAAAAGAAGAAUCGUAAUGGGCUUAUCAAAUCAUCAAAAGUUACAAACCCUUAUAAAAAACAUUACGUCAAUGGUUCACGUCGAAGCGAAAGCAUGUACAGCGGUCUUUCUAGUGAAGAAAGUGCGACUGAAAUUAGUCGUUCUGGAAAGUACCGAGGUCGAGCUAUUGGCUCUAGCACCGACGAUGAUGUCAAAAAACCGAAUUCACCAAAGAAAAAGGUGUCUCCUAAAACUAGGGCAAAGAAAUCACCGAAGAAGACGGAAAGAAGGAAAAAGAAAGUUCCUCAAUCUAAGGCUGUUGUUCAAAGUAGCAGCGAAGAUGAAACUGUAAGUUCUAAAACCAAAAAAGACAGAUCUCGUAGUAAAACACUUCAACAAAUGGAAAAGGAAAUGGCUGCUGGUUCUUUAGGUCAGUCAGGAACUGACAGUGAUGAACUCAUGCCAAUAAGAUCAACAAAAAACAGUAAAUUCCCAGUCGACAUCUACUCGGACAGCAGUGAAGACAUGACUACAUUAAAAUCGGAUAUUAAAUCUGCCAAGACUAAAGUGAAAUCUGAAAAAGUUAAAUCGGAGAAGACAAAGCCAGAUAAGUCACCAAAUGGCAUUGAUUCACAACAACCACUACCCAGAACUAAAGCUGCAAUGAAAGAAUUUGUUCCUGCUCAUACAGAGAAAAAGGCUGUAGUAAAAGAAGAAGAUAAACCUGCUCCUAGAAAACGUGGAAGAAAGCCUUCUAACAAAGAUAAAAAGCCUACUUUAAAAAAUGGGGAAUCUGAUGAUGAGGCAAAGAACAAAGAAAAUAUUAAGUUUGCUAAACAAAAAGAUAAUCCAACUGAUUUGAUAGUCCCUCAACGGCAGGCUGCUAAGAAAGCCUCUGAAAAUAUGAGGUCUACAACAACUGUUAAAAAAGAGGAGAUCACUAUGGAGAAACAGGCUUCUCCCGAAGAUCCAAAAACUAAACCUAAAAUAAAAAGUAAAGGGAAGGAGGUAAAAGAAAAAGAAAGCACUACACCAUCACCUGCUAAAGUGGGUCGAAAGAAGUCAUCUAAGGAUGCUGAAAAAGAAACAAUUGCUUAUGUCCCUCAAAGGCAGGCAGCUAAAAAGGCUGCGGCUCACAUAAAAAGUGGCCUUGGCAGUAAGUUACCCGUUGUGGAAACUUCUGAAAGUGAUAAAAAGAUGUCGCCUAAAAAAGACGAAAUCAAGAAGCCUUCAAAAGAAAGUUCUAAAGAAAGUUCGAGUUCGUCUUCAUCUAGUAGCAGCAGUUGUUCAUCUUCAUCAAGUUCAGAGGAAGAAACAGAGAAACCUGAUAUUAAACCAACUGCCAAAGCAAGAGAAAUAAAACCAGCUACAACAAGGCAGCCAUCAAUGUUUUCUCCUCCUGGCACUAGACCGACUGUGGACUUGCCCUUUCUCGACAGGGUGUCAAGACCUUUGUCAUCGACUAGUGCCUCGAGUGAUGGUGACAGCUCUAAAGAUUCGAGAGCUUCCGGAUCAGACAGUCCUUCUCCAAAACGACCGCGUAGGCGACGCAAAGCCAAAAGUACUUCAACUGAAACAUCCCCACGUAAGGCCCCUGACAAGAAGCUUAAAACUUCCGAACGGGGGCCUGAGUGCGGGAUAUCAACACCGCCUCUUGAAGGAGAGGAACCAAGUCGAUCCGGCAACGCGCGUGCUGCCACGCGUGCUAGGACCAGAAGCAUUGCUACAGGCGGAAAUAUGCCUAAUAAGUUUGACACCGGAUCAAGAAAAUCACCUAAAGACGAGACCAGUUAUACCCCUGUGCCGAUUAAAACUCCCAAAGAGAGCAGCCAGCCCCGUGAACUUCCAUCUUCGGAGCGGCAAGCGGACAAGGAGGUAAAGAAAGAAGAGGAAGAGGAAUCUUACACUCCUGAACUCCUUCUUAGAGGUGAUAAUAAACCAAAGUCUAGUAGAUCCACUCGAAGGCAAAGUAUUUAUCAUGACGAUACAUCAAAAACACCUGAAGAACCUCCACCAAAAACUAGCCCGAAGAAAAGCACAGAGCCAAAACAAAAAAGUAUAACAAACAGGCGAAUGAGUGUUAAAGAUCCACCUAAAGAAUCUAUACCAUUUACAGAUGUUACGUGUCAGCCUAUCACUAAGGAGAGGAGGCAAAGCAGACACGAACCUUUGAAUACUUCAAGGCCUGAAAGAAAUAAUAGUCUAUCUCCCGUCAAAAAACCGACUUACUCUGAAAAGCCUCCUGAAGAAGUCGAUAGAAAGAGCCCCCUACCAAUUCAUGAUGAAUACCAAGAUAACGAUAAACAUUGGUUACCUAAAGCUCCAAGUCCUAAUGUUAAUCCUCCACCUGUAGAAAAACCAGGAGGGCCUGAAAAGUAUAUGACUGAAGAUAAAUCAAUGGAUUCAGAUUCCACUGACAAGAGCAGUAUCAAAAUGAUUGCUAAGAUACAAGCAAAUCUUAAUGAAAACACGAUGAUUAAAUCGCCCAAAACUCCAAUGGAUGCAAGAACUAUUUCAUUGGAUAAUAUUGACAUGGAUAAUCCGAUUGCUAGAAAUAUCAGAAAACGUUCGAUAUUAGACGCAGACAAGAAAUAUAUUACUCAAGAUGCCAGUCAUGUUGGGCAAGGAGUUGAAAUAUCAAAGAGUGCUAAAAUACCUUCUGCAGUUAAUCCAUACCCUAAUCGGUCAAUCUUUUCACCUCAAUCGAAAGAUAGCGAAAUUUUCGAUAUUGAUAUGUUAGCUGUUGAUGAUGGAUUCAACCAUGACGAUAUUAUGAAACCAUUUACAUCUUGCCCUGACUUUUUCUUCAAAGAAGACUCUAAAGAACAGGGUGUCCAAGAAACACUCAAUUUAGUCGAUAGAUUACGUCUUCAACUUAAUUCCAAGAAGGUGCCAACUGAGAAUUCUGCUCAAGACGAAUCAAUGCAAAAUGAUGAAAAUAAUCAAGGAGAAGAUGAUGAUAACAAAGUAUCUAAGUCUGUUGAAAGUGAUCAUGACCCUGAUAUUUCUCCAAACAAGGAAGUCGCACUAGAUUUGCAUGAUAAGAGAAUUUCGCCGAAAGAUACUCACAUGACCGUAAAUCACAUACCACAUACUUAUCCACCACCUGAAAUAUCAUCAAGAGAAUCCCUAAUAGAAAAUAAGGAAUACCAUCAUCAACCCAUUCCCAUGACUAGUAAUGAACAAUGGACAAAUAAUAAGUCAGGAUCUCAAAUGGAUUCUCAUAUUGAGCAACCUGACGAAAGGAAAUACGAUCACAUGCAAUACAAUGAUGAUGUCAAAGAACCUGUCACUGUGCAGUCAGAUGUUCAGUCCAUGUCUGAAGUUGGUGACUCAAUAUCAUUGUCGAAACAAAGUGACGACUCCCAGCCGUUAUCUGUUGUAGAUCAUUCAAUUACAAGCAACGAUCAGGAGUUAACACAAGAUAAUCAAAAUUACGAAAAUAAUAACUCUGUGAUACACUCAGAUUGUGCUACGAUUUCAUCACCUUAUGUUAGUCGAGAUUCCAAAUGGAGAGAAAGUAAAAUAACCACAAGGAGAUCAUCGGCCUCGAGUACAAAUUCGGAAGGUUCUGUGUGCUCCCAGAAGACUGACUUGAAAUCUCAUAUGAAUAGUUGUGAUUCACAUCAAAGUAACGUGAUGCCGGACAUCGACUCCUAUCCACCAUUGCCGGCUUAUCCUUGUGCCGUAGAGCCAACUAUCCCUUUGAAUCAAUACAGCGCUUAUCCGCAGAACGCAUCUCCAUUUUUGAGUUCAUUGCCUUUUACGCAAUUACAAUUACCAUCUCCAGCACCUUUCGGUUUGCCUUUCACAACUACCUCUCUUAUUCCACCCAAAGCUUUCCCAUUAUGUGCUGCAUUUACAACUUCGUCGCAAAAUUUGGCGAUCACUGCCGCCAUGAUUGCUCCACCUACACCAAAACCCACUGAUUCACCUCGUGAUGACAUUGACGUAUCUUGUAGUGAAAAAUAUAUUCACGUGGUGUCCAGUCCGAGCAUCAGUGUUGAUUCAUAUAAUGAUUCUAAUAGCACAAGAGCGGCGACUAAAAUGUCCAACGACAGCAAUGAAACUAUGUCAAGCGUCAUUCCUCAAGAAGAGAAGUCACCUCCGAAACUACCAAAAUUAGCACCCAAGUUUCCCGGUAAAUCCCCUGGCAAAAGCCCUGGAGUGUCUUCAUCUCCUAAACAAAGCGACGCACCGAAAAACACCAAACGACCGAACAAUAGAAACAAUAGAAGUCAAAGAGGACGUGGUCGUUCUAAGAGUAGAGGUCAAGGUAUUCACGGAUUUCCAGUGGAUUACAUGGGCAAUUCUAUUCAGAAUAAACUUGUCGGUACAGUAUAUGAUUUUGACGAAGAGAUUGCCGAUGGUGUUGACCUGAAAGCUCUUCGGGAAAGGCGAAAAUCUGUCGAUUUACGAGAUGAUCGAAAAUCUGAACAUUCUUAUAAAGAUGCAUCCCCGUCGCCACGUGUCGUUAGUCCUCCACAGACAAGCAAACGCACACCGACCAUUGAAAAGGACGUGAAACCAUCUCCUAUGCCCUCAGAUAGAACUGCAUCACCUACUGGUAAAGGCCCUGGCUUUUCAAGUGUUCAACCAGUGCUCCCAGGACCAGUCGACAUGCGUACAUACCAGCCCUUCGAAAAUCCUGUUCCCGUAGCUGGUGAGGCUUACCACAGCCACUUAUUAGAGUUCGCUAGUGGCACAGCUGAUCAACAACUUGUAGACAUUGAUGAAGAAGUCGAGAAACAGUUACAUAGUGCUUUGAUGGCCAGCAAACCCCGCUCGGGUUCUCCUCCUCCUGCGCCUGUUGUAGAGCCCAAAGAACCUCCUAAAGAAACAUUCAAUCCUCAAUUACCUAAAGUAUCAUUAUCAGACUCGCGAAACCAAUUGAAAGUAAAAAUAAAGGGUCCAUUCUUAGAUGCAAACUAUUCAGCUAGUUCUGUUCAGCCAGUCGUACCACAACCACCGGCUCCUGUGCAUGAAUCCAACACUAGCAUGUUUAGCGCGUCCGGCGGUGCAGCUUCGUCGAUGAUGACUGGAUCCACGAACUUACGACGAAUGCGCAAAAAGGAGUUGUUGCGUCAGUAUUGGACCCAGGAUAUGAACAUGGACGAUCCGGCUAAUGCUUCGAAUAUCGGAGUUAUACCUCCGCCAGCCGCGCCUCAGCCUUUGCCUCGUGCCGUCAUUACCAUUCCAAAAGCUGUGGCUUCGAUGACCAGCAUACCGACGAGAGAAGACUAUAAAUUCUGUGAUGCGCCAGUUGACAAGAAAAAGCGUAAGACUGCCAGUGGUCUCUCUAGAGAACUAAGACAUCUAGAAGUGAGCAUGAACGAUGAUGCAGAUCCAUCGGACGAUGUCAAGUUAUCUAACUUCGCUAGUAAUGUCAACCAGUCGUUCAAGAGACGAGGUCGAGUCUCCACAAAACCGAACAGACCGAAUACUACAUCGCCGCUGGCUCCUAAACUGAAAAUAAAGAUUGGCUCGAACAUCGUUCAGCAAGUCAAUGAUGAGCCAUCGGGCUUCCAGUUCCGGCCGCCCAAAAAGCGGCUGACGAGCAUGCCGAAACCGAGCUUGGAAGACCUCAGACGCGAGAGUAUGAAAUACAGGCGUAAGGUGAUGGCGGACUUCGAAGAAACCGAGAAGCCGAAGAAACACAAGCCCAGUAAAAGUGAGAAACGUAAAAAGAAGAAGGACAAGAAGGCAGAAAAGUUGCAAGUGGUCAAUAGUGAAAGUGAGAGUGCUACGAAACUUAUAAUAAAAAUAAAGCGUACGAAGGAGGAGGGCGGGGAGGGGGCGAGCGCUGGCGAGAGUGGCACGCCGGAGCCUCGCGGGGGAAACGUCGUGGGCGCCAAGGCGGGGUCGGCGGCGGCGGUGGGGCGGGGGCCCAGCGGCUGCGUGGCGGCAGCUGCGGCCGCGCCCGAGCCCACCGUAGACCCGUUCGAGUACGACCCCACCGCGCCCGACCCGCUCGCCAUCGACCCGCCCUCCUACUCGGAGUCGUCGGCCAUGCGCAAGAUACGGACAGCUAAAGUGACCCCGAUCCGGUUAAAACUGGCGCGCAGCUCGCAGGGCUCCGGAUACGUGAUGAAGGAGGCGGGCGCGCAGGGCGGGCAGGGCGGCACGCCGGAGCCGCCGCCGCCCGCCUCGCCGCUGCCGCUCGCCGUCAACAAACACUGCGAGGUGAGGUGA
Chilo suppressalis (striped riceborer) is the source of this 7956-nucleotide messenger RNA. The record is from the annotation of a GenBank genome assembly. Lineage: Eukaryota; Metazoa; Arthropoda; Insecta; Lepidoptera; Crambidae.